Selaginella moellendorffii is the source of this 1419-nucleotide messenger RNA. Its product is annotated as pentatricopeptide repeat-containing protein At2g27610-like. The record is from RefSeq and is a predicted model, not a curated record. The transcript has 4 exons. NCBI's taxonomy places the organism in Eukaryota, Viridiplantae, Streptophyta, Lycopodiopsida, Selaginellales, Selaginellaceae. Gene Ontology annotation, molecular function: RNA binding; protein binding. The coding region runs from base 1 to 1419 and encodes 472 amino acids. Gene Ontology annotation, biological process: RNA modification.
AUGUGGAUCGAUCGGAGGGGCUGUUGGCCUGCUGGACGAGAUGGAGGAGCAGGGAAUUCUCCCGGAUCAAACCGCCCUCUUGACAGCGCUCAAUCUUUGCUCCACACACGGCGCUCUCGCGGGGGCAUUGUGGUACACAAAAUAAUAGCGGAUCGUGGGCUGGAGAAGAAUGUGAUCAUCUCAAAUGCGAUUAUCAACAUGUAUGGAAAAUGCGGCCAAAUCGACCAAGCCAGAGCUUUCUUAGAUAGAAUGUAUUUCCGAGACACAGUGUCUUGGAACGCCAUUGUUUCUGCAUAUGCCCAAAAUGGGCAUCAGUCGGAUGCAGUGAAAAUGCUCUUUGUCAUGCAGCUCGAGGGUGUCAAGAUUGGAAAAAUCGGAUUCGUUACACUCCUCAAGACUUGCUGCGACCCAAUGUUCCUGCAGACCGGCAGACUCAUUCACUCUUGUCUUGCGGAGGAUGGUCUCCAUGAGACGGACGUCACCACCGGAACGAGCCUCGUUCAUAUCGCAGAUGAAUCGAGGAGAGUUUUCCAGAGCAUGGAUUGUCCAGACGCAGUCGCCUGGUCGUCGAUCAUUGCAGUUCUCGCGGAGCAAGGCAAUGGAAAAGGACUGGAGGCGAUGGUGUUUCUUUGGCGCAUGCAGCUAGAGAGCGUGAGGCCGAACAACGUAACUCUCGUGGCGGCGCUCAAUGCUGUGGGAGCUUGCUUGAUGCACUUCGCCAAGAUCUCUCACAAGGAUGCGACGUCGUGGAAAGCCUUGAUCACGAUCUACGCACAGAACCAGCAUGGAAAAAUCGCACUCGAUUCGCUAAAACACAUGCAGCUAGAAGGAUUCCGGAUGAACAAGCACACUUCCGUAAACGCUAUCAUUGCCUGCACGGAGAUCUACUCCUUGAACGAUGGCAAGCGAGUCCACGGCUGGAUUCGCGAGAGGGGAAGGGAGCUGGACGUUCUACUCGGCAACGCAGUGGUCAAUCUCUACAGCAAAUGCGGGAGCCUGGACGCUGCGUACGCGAUGUUCUUCCAGCUGCGAAGAGAAGACGUGAUAACCUGGAGUGCAAUGGUGGGAGCCUACGCUCGCCACGGCCACGCGCCACGCCGGGCUCUAGGACGCUCACUGCAGCUUUGUGUCGAUGAGGAGCGACUAUGGGAUCCCCCCCGCUGCGAAGUACUACGUGUGCAUGGCCGAUCUUCUCGGGCGAUCGAGGAGAUGGUACGUUUCGUGGUAUGCUCUCCAGUGGAGGGCGAUGCCGUGGUGUGGAGGGCCGUGCUGGCGGCUUGCAGAAGCCUCGGCAAAGUUGAGAUUGGGAACCGAGCUGUUAAGCGGACUCGUGAUUUAGAAAACAAGCGGAAAAGAGAAGAUAAGCGAAGCAAUCCUGACAUACCCGGUAUGAGAACGUCUGAGUUCCAACGUACGUAG